Beta vulgaris subsp. vulgaris (sugar beet) is the source of this 3998-nucleotide messenger RNA. Its product is annotated as serine/threonine-protein phosphatase BSL3. The transcript has 21 exons. Gene Ontology annotation, biological process: brassinosteroid mediated signaling pathway. The coding region runs from base 347 to 3406 and encodes 1019 amino acids. Gene Ontology annotation, molecular function: protein binding; phosphoprotein phosphatase activity. The record is from RefSeq and is a predicted model, not a curated record. Lineage: Eukaryota; Viridiplantae; Streptophyta; Magnoliopsida; Caryophyllales; Amaranthaceae.
GAAACACCGGUAAAAAAAAGAAAAGGAAAAUCCAGCGAAAAGAGGAGAGAGAAAGAUUUGUAUUCACUUUCGACUUUCGUGGCUUUCAGAGAGACAUAGAGAGAAAGAGAGAGUGAAAUGAAAACACCAUUUUCUCUCUCUUCAUAAUAAUUUGAAUCGAAAGAGGGAAAAAUCGAUCUGAGAAAUAGCUAGGGUUUCUGAAUUUUUUUUUGGAUUUGGUUUUUUGAAAUUAGUGAUUUGAAGAUGUAUAAUUAAUUAUUUCCGGAGUUGAAUUUGCGAUCUCAAGAAUUAGGUUUAGGUAAAAUUUUAAUUUUGUUAUUAAGUUUGAAAAAUUUUGUGGAGAAAGAUGGAGGUAGAUUCGUCUUCGUCAAUGGAGAACGAUCAAGAUCCUUCAUUAUCAACACAGAGCAACAACAACAACAACGUUAUAUCUUCAUCUUCUUCACCUGCUUCAUCUUCGCAAUCUUCAUCUUCUCAAACGACGUCGUUGUCGUCUUCUUCUUCUCCGAUGGAGAAAGAUGGAGAGCAACAACAACAGCAACAGCAGCAACGACAACAACAGCAGCAGCAGCAAGGACAGAUAGUUGGACCUCGGUGUGCGCCAAGUUAUUCGGUGGUAAAUGCGAUAAUAGAUAAGAAAGAGGAUGGAGCUGGGCCGAGGUGUGGCCAUACUUUGACAGCGGUUCCGGCGGUCGGGGAAGAAGGUAGUCCAGGUUAUAUUGGGCCUAGGUUGAUCCUUUUUGGUGGUGCUACUGCUCUUGAAGGAAAUUCUGCUGCCGCCGGAACUCCGUCUUCCGCUGGAAGUGCUGGCAUCAGACUAGCGGGCGCCACAGCAGAUAUUCAUUGUUAUGACGUGUUAACCAAUAAGUGGUCUAGGAUAGCUCCAAUUGGAGAGCCUCCCACGCCAAGGGCAGCUCAUGUAGCCACUGCUGUUGGCACUAUGGUGGUUAUACAGGGCGGUAUUGGUCCAGCUGGUUUGUCUGCUGAGGAUCUACAUGUUCUUGACCUUACGCAACAAAAGCCACGUUGGCAUAGGGUGGUUGUUCAAGGCCCCGGACCUGGGCCACGUUACGGGCAUGUAAUGGCUCUUGUGGGACAAAGGUAUCUUAUGUGCAUUGGUGGGAAUGAUGGAAAGCGGCCAUUGGCAGAUGUUUGGGCAUUAGAUACUGCGGCAAAACCUUAUGAAUGGAGGAAACUAGAACCUGAAGGUGAAGGUCCGCCUCCAUGCAUGUAUGCAACAGCAAGUGCACGUUCUGAUGGUCUUCUUCUACUCUGUGGAGGGAGGGAUGCCAACAGUGUGCCAUUGGCAAGUGCUUAUGGACUUGCUAAGCAUAGAGAUGGUCGGUGGGAAUGGGCAAUUGCUCCUGGUGUUUCGCCAUCUCCUAGAUAUCAGCAUGCUGCAGUUUUUGUCAAUGCACGACUGCAUGUUUCUGGAGGUGCACUUGGUGGUGGGCGUAUGGUGGAAGAUUCAUCCAGUGUCGCAGUGUUGGAUACAGCUGCAGGUGUUUGGUGUGAUACAAAGUCAGUAGUUACUAGUCCAAGGACUGGUCGUUACAGUGCUGAUGCUGCUGGUGGAGAUGCCUCUGUUGAGUUAACAAGGCGGUGUAGGCAUGCAGCUGCUGCAGUUGGUGACCUAAUUUUUAUAUACGGUGGUUUACGUGGUGGUGUGCUACUUGAUGAUUUACUUGUCGCUGAAGAUCUUGCUGCUGCUGAGACCACAACUGCGGCCUCACAUGCUGCAGCUGCCGCUGCUGCUUCCAAUUCCCCGCCAGGAAGAUUGACUGGAAGGUAUGGUUUUGCUGAUGACAGAAUACGGGAGAAUGAUCCUGAAUCAACUCCUGAUGGUUCAGUUGUGCUGGGGAACCCUGUCGCUCCCCCUGUAAAUGGUGACAUGUACACAGAUAUAAGUCAUGAAAAUGCGAUGCUGCAAGGAAGCCGGAGGCUUAGCAAAGGAGUCGAGUAUUUGGUUGAAGCCUCAGCAGCAGAAGCAGAGGCUAUCAGUGCUACAUUAGCUGCUGCCAAAGCACGGCAAGUUAAUGGUGAAGUAGAACUUCCAGAUAGGGGCGAUCGUGGUGCUGAAGCGACACCUAGUGGGAAGCUGAUUCCAACUAUGAUCAAACCCGACUCUUCAUCAAAUAUUACCCCUCCGCCAGGGGUUAGGCUCCAUCACCGAGCUGUGGUUGUAGCUGCAGAAACUGGUGGAGCUUUGGGUGGCAUGGUUAGACAGCUUUCUAUUGAUCAGUUUGAGAAUGAAGGCAGGCGCGUUAGUUAUGGAACCCCAGAGAAUGCUACUGCCGCAAGGAAACUACUUGAUCGGCAAAUGUCCAUCAAUAGUAUCCCAAAAAAGGUUGUAGCACAUCUUCUGAAACCUCGAGGUUGGAAACCUCCCGUUCGCCGACAGUUUUUCUUGGACUGCAACGACAUAGCAGAUCUAUGUGACAGUGCUGAACGAAUUUUUGCAAGUGAACCAAGUGUCCUUCAACUCAGAGCUCCUAUUAAAAUCUUUGGUGAUUUGCAUGGACAGUUCGGGGAUCUUAUGCGACUUUUUGAUGAAUAUGGUUCUCCAUCAACGGCUGGGGACAUAGCAUACAUCGAUUAUCUCUUCUUAGGAGACUACGUAGACCGAGGACAACAUAGCUUGGAAACCAUUACGCUUCUGCUAGCAUUGAAGGUUGAGUAUCCUCUUAAUGUACAUUUGAUUCGAGGAAAUCAUGAAGCUGCCGAUAUCAAUGCCCUUUUUGGCUUCAGGAUUGAGUGCAUUGAGCGCAUGGGUGAAAGAGAUGGUAUCUGGGCGUGGCAUCGGUUCAAUAGAUUAUUCAAUUGGCUUCCUUUGGCAGCUCUUAUCGAGAAGAAAAUUAUUUGUAUGCAUGGUGGUAUUGGACGCUCAAUUAAUCAUGUGGAACAGAUUGAGAACAUUCAGCGCCCUAUUACAAUGGAAGCUGGCUCAAUUGUUCUUAUGGAUUUGUUAUGGUCGGAUCCAACAGAAAAUGACAGCGUGGAAGGAUUGCGUCCAAAUGCCAGAGGUCCUGGUUUGGUCACAUUCGGGCCUGAUCGUGUCAUGGAGUUCUGCAACAACAACGACCUUCAGUUGAUUGUACGUGCACAUGAAUGUGUCAUGGAUGGUUUUGAGCGGUUUGCUCAAGGGCAUCUAAUUACUUUGUUUUCAGCUACCAACUACUGCGGUACUGCAAAUAAUGCAGGAGCUAUCCUGGUAUUAGGGAGGGAUCUGGUGGUGGUUCCAAAACUUAUUCAUCCUCUGCCUCCAGCGAUUUCAUCACCGGAGACUUCACCAGAGCGUCAUAUUGAAGAUACUUGGAUGCAGGAGCUCAAUGCAAACCGACCACCAACACCGACUAGAGGUCGACCUCAAGUUGCAAAUGACCGAGGUUCUCUUGCUUGGAUCUAAUAGAAUAUAUUUGGUUGAUCAUUCAUUUGGAUCAUGCUUCCGCUCGGGGGUUUUGGCAUUUGGUAUAGCAGGAUGCUGUAUAUAGAAUGUCCUGAACUCAUCAACACUUAGGCCAUGACAAUUUUGAAGACCAUCCUCUUGGAGUAAAGCACACAUUCGGAUGUCUUCAAUUGAAGAUGCGUGUUGUAUGGAUCUCAGCACGAUUGGCAGUUCAAUCUCUUAGAAUGUGGUAUAAGAGCUGCCAGCAUGGGUAUCCUAGGGAGUUAGCCCUUGUACAUUUGAUCAAAUAUGCUGGUGGAAAGUCCAAAGUCUGGGUUUUUUCUUUAGUCAGGUCGAUAGUUUUGGGUAUUCUUCUGAUUAGUUCUUUUCUUAAAUUUUUUUUUGGGCGUUUUUGAUCCUUAAUUAGGGUGUAUUUGUCACAAGUUGGGUGUAUGCUAUUGGUGGUGAGGUAACAUUUUAUCAAAAUCCAUGGUGAGAGAUGUCUUUGUAUAAUAGAGGUGAUGUUUGUGUAAUUUUUCUAUGUAACUUAUUUCUCUUCAGAGGUAUGAAAGUCUUUUUGCCUAACAAAGAAUGAAAAACUGCAGUUCAUUUC